This is a messenger RNA of Perognathus longimembris pacificus (Pacific pocket mouse), 2073 nucleotides long. Its product is annotated as basic proline-rich protein-like. The transcript is spliced from 3 exons. The record is from RefSeq and is a predicted model, not a curated record. Bases 1 to 2073 code for a protein of 690 amino acids. NCBI's taxonomy places the organism in Eukaryota, Metazoa, Chordata, Mammalia, Rodentia, Heteromyidae.
AUGGGCCCCGAGGGGCUCGCUGGGGAAUUCCGACGCGGGCACCGCACGCGCGCGGGGGCCGGGAAGGCUUCAGGGCCGUCGGGCGGGCGUUGGGUCCCCGAGCCACGCAGCCCGGGCUUCUCACCAGGCACAGCGUCCUCUGUGGGACGCCCCCCGCCCCCCAUCUGCCACCUGACCCUCAGUCCUGCCUCUGUCACCGCUUCCCGGCAAGCCCCCGCGCAGGGUGGGGCCCGGGCGCCGUGCUGUCUCACAGAGGAGCACAGCCCGGGCGUGGGGCAGGGGCGCCCCGCGGACAGCCCUGUGGGCCGACCCAACCCACACGGCUCCCGCCGGGCAGGGCAGACUCGGGAUGGAGCCUGCGUUUCUGAAGGCAGGCGGAGGCUGCUCCCCAUGGGGCCCGUCCACCGCCACCGCCGGCUUUCCUCUCCCACCGGCUGGGUGUCUGCCCAGCGGCCGCAGGGGCCGCCCGGCCUGCGUCUUUACCAGGGGACUCGGGGGGCUCGUGGCCCCGGACAGCCGUCGUCCGGGCUCAAUGCUCGGCCGAAGCUGCCGAGGAGUAAGAGCGGCGCCUCAGAGACGGCACUGGGCCAGGCCGCUCCGCGAAGCGGGGUCACUGCCGACGGGUGGAGAUGGUUGGGCCCCGUGUCUGAUGGGUUUGCCGCGCGCCCGAUUGUAUGCAGGAAGAAGAGCCGGCAACCCGGGAGUCAUCCAGGCCCGUGUGCCGCGCAAAGCCUACUGCCGGCUCCGCGGUCCCCGCACCCCUGCGCCGUCCCCCGCACCCCUCCGCGGUCCCCGCACCCCUGCGCGGUCCCCGCACCCCUGCGCGGUCCCCGCACCCCUCCGCGGUCCCCGCACCCCUCCGCGGUCCCCGCACCCCUGCGCGGUCCCCGCACCCCUGCGCCGUCCCCGCACCCCUCCGCGGUCCCCGCACCCCUCCGCGGUCCCCGCACCCCUCCGCGGUCCCCGCACCCCUGCGCCGUCCCCGCACCCCUGCGCCGUCCCCGCACCCCUCCGCGGUCCCCGCACCCCUCCGCGGUCCCCGCACCCCUGCGCGGUCCCCGCACCCCUGCGCCGUCCCCGCACCCCUGCGCCGUCGCCGCACCCCUCCGCGGUCCCCGCACCCCUGCGCCGUCCCCGCACCCCUGCGCGGUCCCCGCACCCCUGCGCGGUCCCCGCACCCCUCCGCCGUCCCCGCACCCCUGCGCGGUCCCCGCACCCCUCCGCCGUCCCCGCACCCCUGCGCCGUCCCCGCACCCCUCCGCCGUCCCCGCACCCCUGCGCCGUCCCCGCACCCCUGCGCCGUCCCCGCACCCCUGCGCCGUCCCCGCACCCCUCCGCGGUCCCCGCACCCCUGCGCCGUCGCCGCACCCCUCCGCGGUCCCCGCACCCCUCCGCGGUCCCCGCACCCCUGCGCGGUCCCCGCACCCCUCCGCGGUCCCCGCACCCCUGCGCCGUCCCCGCACCCCUGCGCCGUCCCCGCACCCCUCCGCGGUCCCCGCACCCCUGCGCGGUCCCCGCACCCCUCCGCGGUCCCCGCACCCCUGCGCCGUCCCCGCACCCCUGCGCGGUCCCCGCACCCCUGCGCCGUCCCCGCACCCCUCCGCGGUCCCCGCACCCCUCCGCGGUCCCCGCACCCCUCCGCGGUCCCCGCACCCCUGCGCCGUCCCCGCACCCCUCCGCGGUCCCCGCACCCCUCCGCGGUCCCCGCACCCCUCCGCGGUCCCCACACCCCUCCGCUGUCCCCGCACCCCUCCGCCGGACUCGGGGGGCGCCGGCUCUGGGCACCGGAAGCCUCGCCCCGAGGACACUGCAGUGCACACACGCACGAGCGUGCCCGGGGGCACCGUGCGCUGCAGCGUGCACACCUGCGUCCGCGCGUGGGAGCUGCGUGUGCUCUGCGCGGCUGCGGAGGCGCACACCGGUGACGCGCGGCGCACAGCUGUUUUCUCGGGUGAGGCAGAAGGGACGCGGCGCCUACUGUGGGAGCGAAUGAAAACGGGCCGCUUGUGGCCCGUGGGCUCCUUCCGCCAUCCGCUGUGCUGUGGAGCUACGUGGACGGACGUGAACGCGUGA